GACAAUGUCAGUUGUCUUUAUAUUAUGUUUUGAAUUUUGAUGUGUGUGUAUUGAAAACUAGAAAACACGAGGAAAACUGUUUUUAAAAUUAAAGUUGUUAUUGCACACUUCAGGCCGUAAUUUAUGUUAUUUUUAUAAAAAAAUCCGUACUUCGCGCAAGUUAUGUAAAGUGGUUAAAUAUAAGGAGAUAGAGAAUAAAAGUUAUUUAAUAUUAAACAGUGCUUCUUGAAAAAAAUGCUUCAAAACCUGUCACAACAGGUCUCGUAUCAGAUGUUUUGAGUAUUCAACAUAUAUUUUUAAGUGUGUCAUUGCCUCAUUGGCAUUCAUAAUCGCAAUGUCCGAUUCAACACCGUUUUACGUAGAUCGAGCCAAAGGUGGUAGGGCAGCAUGUAAAUUAUGUAAAGGCAACUGUCCUAGUGGUGAACUACGUAUGGCCAAACUUGUACCGAGCCCGUAUGGCGAUAAUCAAUCCAUGAAAUCUUGGUAUCAUGUUCAUUGUUUUACUGACGUAUUGUUAAAGCAACGCCCUAAUACUAAACGAGUUGAAUCCAUCAACGACAUUGGUAACUGGGACAAUAUUAGUAAGGAAGAUCAAGAAUUGAUACUAAAAAAAUUAAACGAAACUGAAAAAUUGUACGCAGAAAAACACAGUGGGAAAUACACAGCGAAACUAAUUGAAAACAAAUCUUUAGGCUCCAUAAAGAAAAAUAGUGUUAAAAGUGAGCCAGACACUACUGAUAGUGGUAACAUUGUAGAAGAUAAUAAAUUUAGUACUUUUAUUGAAUUAUGUAAAAGAAUUGCAAAAGUCGAUGCAUAUACUGAAAAGACUGCUGCUGUUAAUUCUUUUUUUACGAAAGGAAUAGAGAAAGAUAAUUUUAAAGGAGAUCUUGGUUUGUGGUGUAAAUUACUAUUACCUCAAGUAACCAAAAGAGUUUAUAAUUUAAAGAGCAAACAAUUAGUUAAGCUCUUCUCAAAAAUAUUCAAUAUUGAUCACGAUGAUAUGUUAACGGAUCUAGAACAGGGAGAUGUGGCAAAUACGAUACAGAGAUUUUUCUCAACAUCAAAGGUAGUGCAACCUGCUUCCUUUAGUUCACUUACGAUCCACAACAUAGAAGAUUUCCUAGAAAACUUAUCUACAUUAACAAAAGAAGAAGAACAAAUUUACCACUUCAAAAAAAUUGUGAAAAAAUGUACAUUAGAUGAUAUGAAAAUGUUGAUACGGUUAAUAAAAGGAGAUCUAAGAAUUAAUGCUGGACCAAAGCAUAUCUUGGAAGGAGUGCAUCCCGAUUCAUAUAAUGUUUUUCAGACGUCAAGAGACCUUAAUAUGGUUCUUGAUCGGGUUUUGUCAAAGAAUAAUAGUUCAAAUGACAAGGGUGUGAGCCACAAAGCUGUUUCAGCAAAACUGACAUUAAUGACUCCAGUUUUGCCUAUGUUAGCUGAAGCAUGCAAAUCAAUUGAAAUGGCGAUGAAAAAAUGUCCAAACGGUAUGUACUCUGAAAUUAAAUAUGAUGGGGAGAGAGUUCAGAUACAUAAAAAAGGUACAGAAUUUAAAUACUUUUCUAGAGCAUUAAAACCUGUGAUGGCACAUAAAGUAAGCUUAUUUAAGGAACAUUUGCCUAAAGCUUUUCCUAAAGGAGAAGAUAUGAUAUUAGAUGCUGAAGUUUUGAUGGUGGAUGUGUGUACUGGGAAGCCCUUACCAUUUGGUACAUUGGGCGUACACAAACAAUCUGAAUUUAAAGAUGCGGAAGUAUGUUUGUUUAUAUUUGAUUGUCUCUAUUAUAAUGGAGAAGUAUUGAUGAAUGAGCCAAUUUGGAAAAGAAAGAAGUUUCUUGAGGAAAAUAUGAUUGAAGUAAAAAAUCAUGUCAUGUUAUCUGAAUUACAGUUUAUUGAGAAGCCAUCAGAUUUAGCUAAGAUGAUUGCUGAGGUUCUACAACUGGGUCUGGAAGGACUGGUACUAAAAGACCGUGAAUCUAUAUAUGAGCCGGGAAAACGUCAUUGGUUGAAAGUGAAGAAAGAUUAUCUCUUUGAUGGAGCAAUGGCUGACACUGCAGAUCUUGUUGUACUUGGAGCUUGGUUUGGUACAGGUAAGAAAGGCGGAAUGAUGUCAGUAUUCUUGAUGGGCUGUUUGGAUAAGUACAAAAAUAAGUGGGUAACUGUAACCAAAGUGCAUACGGGACAUGAUGAUAGCACGCUCGAGAGACUUCAAAAGGAGUUAGGACCUUUAAUGUUGAAGAUUUCUCAAGACAGUAAUAAAGUCCCGUCAUGGUUAGACUGUAAAAAGGGUAUGGUGCCGGAUUUCGUCGCUUUAGAUCCUAAGAAGCAACCAGUUUGGGAAAUUACAGGUACCGAGUUAACAAAAGCAAACCAACACACAGCCGAUGGGAUAUCAGUGAGGUUCCCAAGAGUCACAAGGAUUCGAACAGACAAAGACUGGCAGUCCGCCACGAACUUGGAUGAACUGAAACAUUUAUACAAAACUUCGAAAGAAACCAGUGACGUCUCAUUAUUAAACAAAUUGGCUGCUUCAGCUUCUGGUAUUGAAACAACGAACAAAAAAACGAAGGCUAGUCCGAAGAAACAAAAUAAAUUGGACAAUUUCUUAAAGAAAGAACCAAAACAGAGUCCUUCAAAGAAAUCUCCAGAUAGUCCCCUAGUAAAGUUAGAAACAAAAGCGUCGAACAAAAAUAAACUGAAUGGUUCUAAUUCGGAUUUGAGUUACGAUGAGACUGAUUCUAAAAGGGAAAUCAAAAGAAGGAAAAGACAUUUAAAUAUUUCGGAAGGAACCCUCUCUGAAUCUUAUGAGGAAACGAAUAAGAAUAAGAAAAAGAACACCGAAGAAACAAAGAAGUCGGAGGAGACUGAAACGGAUGUCAAAAGAGAAAUGAAAAGAAAGAAAAGAGAUUUAGACAGUUCUCAAGAAACUAUUGCAGAGUUAAAUGAGACGCCUGCAAAAGUAAAGAGAAAAGACAAAACAACAGUUAGUGGAAAUAAAUUAUACCCCGACAACCCUUUGCCGGACGCGUUCAAAGAUAAAAUAUUAAGUUUAUAUCCCGACUUAAUAUCUUUUUCGGAGGACGAAAGAAAACAUUUUGUUAGGCAUUGGAUUGCGUACGGAGGUGUUCUUGUGAAAUCGAUGCGAUCUGCGAACGUUGAUUUUGUCGUACAUAAUAACAAUUGUAUUACAUACAAGGAAAUGCAAAGGUUAAAAGAAGAAUUGCGUCAAGGCGUAAGGCAUGUUACGAAAAAUUGGUUAAUUAGGUGUAUAAAUGAGGUUGCACUAUGUGAUACUACUAAAUAUGCGGUAACGGUUAUACCUCAGAAAUUAUAUUAAGUGAUCUUUCAGAAUGUAUUAUUUUUUAUCAAAUUUCAUUGAUUGUUAUUAUAAUUGUGUGUUGCGCCUUUAACAAUGAUCUGUUAAUUUUAUAUUUGGAAAUAAAUUAUAUUCAUAGUGCUCGCUUCGUU
Bombyx mori (domestic silkworm) is the source of this 3462-nucleotide messenger RNA. RefSeq names its product DNA ligase 3 (gene DNAlig3). Gene Ontology annotation, cellular component: DNA ligase III-XRCC1 complex; nucleus. Gene Ontology annotation, biological process: DNA biosynthetic process; lagging strand elongation; double-strand break repair. The transcript is spliced from 4 exons. The record is from RefSeq and is a predicted model, not a curated record. Lineage: Eukaryota; Metazoa; Arthropoda; Insecta; Lepidoptera; Bombycidae. Bases 335 to 3331 code for a protein of 998 amino acids. Gene Ontology annotation, molecular function: zinc ion binding; DNA ligase (ATP) activity; DNA binding.